This is a messenger RNA of Pan troglodytes (chimpanzee), 931 nucleotides long. RefSeq names its product nucleoredoxin like 1 (gene NXNL1). NCBI's taxonomy places the organism in Eukaryota, Metazoa, Chordata, Mammalia, Primates, Hominidae. The record is from RefSeq and is a predicted model, not a curated record. Gene Ontology annotation, biological process: photoreceptor cell maintenance. Gene Ontology annotation, cellular component: mitochondrion. The coding region runs from base 293 to 931 and encodes 212 amino acids. The transcript is spliced from 2 exons.
AACUCCUGACCUCAGAUGAUCCUCCCACCUCUGCCUCUCAAAGAGUUGGGAUCACAGGCGUGAGCCACUGUGCCCAUCUGUUACGUGUUUUCUUAAUGCGUUUGUGGCUCUCUCCUGAGAAGGGCCACACAGAGCCCUGCCCCCCGCCCUUAGAGGCCCCUCAGGUCAAGGUUUAGGCAGAUUAGUGAAGUCCUAAGCUGGUUUCCUAAAGAUUUCUAUUUCUGGGAGAGGAGCCAGUCAGCAGACCGGGGACCACACACCGCGCUGUCCCCAGCACCCAACCCAGGUUACCAUGGCCUCCCUGUUCUCUGGCCGCAUCCUGAUCCGCAACAAUAGCGACCAGGACGAACUGGAUACGGAGGCUGAGGUCAGUCGCAGGCUGGAGAACCGGCUGGUGCUGCUGUUCUUUGGUGCCGGGGCUUGUCCACAGUGCCAGGCCUUCGUGCCCAUCCUCAAGGACUUCUUCGUGCGGCUCACAGAUGAGUUCUAUGUACUGCGGGCGGCUCAGCUGGCCCUGGUGUACGUGUCCCAGGACUCCACGGAGGAGCAGCAGGACCUGUUCCUCAAGGACAUGCCAAAGAAGUGGCUUUUCCUGCCCUUUGAGGAUGAUCUGAGGAGGGACCUCGGGCGCCAGUUCUCAGUGGAGCGCCUGCCGGCGGUCGUGGUGCUCAAGCCGGACGGGGACGUGCUCACUCGCGACGGCGCCGACGAGAUCCAGCGCCUGGGCACCGCCUGCUUCGCCAACUGGCAGGAGGCGGCCGAGGUGCUGGACCGCAACUUCCAGCUGCCAGAGGACCUGGAGGACCAGGAGCCACGGAGCCUCACCGAGUGCCUGCGCCGCCACAAGUACCGCGUGGAAAAGGCGGCGCGAGGCGGGCGCGACCCCGGGGGAGGGGGUGGGGAGGAGGGCGGGACCGGGGGGCUGUUCUGA